This is a messenger RNA of Pseudovirgaria hyperparasitica, 1629 nucleotides long. RefSeq lists its product as uncharacterized. Bases 112 to 1383 code for a protein of 423 amino acids. The record is from RefSeq and is a predicted model, not a curated record. NCBI's taxonomy places the organism in Eukaryota, Fungi, Ascomycota, Dothideomycetes, Acrospermales, Acrospermaceae. The transcript has 3 exons.
UGUCCGUGGUGGACUUCUAAAUCCUGCAGCAAGUGCUUUGUCGCCGUGAAGAGCAGCAGUUGAACUUCGCGUGGACACCGCCAUCCCCUAUUCGGAACGCAACACGCUGCGAUGCGCGUCUAUGCGGCAUACCUGGGCCUCGUUCCAGCUUUGACCCAAGCUGCAGCUUUUCCGGGACCAUUACCGACUCAAUAUCGAGUGCAGAAGAUUCAAGCAGGAUGGAACCCAAAGCCUACACAAGCUCCUAGUUUGGAGCUCUUCAUGCAGCGACGCGACAUUGGAAUAGAUCCAAAUACUUGCGGUUGGGUUGAUGGUCAAUCAGACGGAGCAGUGCAAUGUCCUGCGGGAAACACUUGCAUGCUAUACACUCCUGAUAACAUCGUUGGCAUGGCGGGAUGCUGCUCCGGCGGUAACUUGCAGAAUUGCGGAUGGAAUACCGGCUGUGUUGAUCAAGAGAAUUACUCGACCGCCUGCAACGACCCGUCUUGCUUUAACAACCCGUUCAUUGUCCUCUGUACCGAUUCCUCGGCCCCUUUCUGCGUAUCAUGGACGUAUCCCGGCGACCAGAUCCAAGACCAUGGCUGCGGCACAGAUGCAGCAUCCACAUGGCAGACGGUCGAGAAAGACAUAUCCACCGACGGUAUCACAACCUCUCUCGACCUUACAUACGUCCCCGAGGAAUCUGUGACAGGCUGGCGGGCUGAAGAGCAAUCGACUCUCUACCCAACUGUCACUGCCGGCCAAUCCUCACAACGUAGCUCUCGGAGCAGUUCCACGAACGCCCUCAUAACUGGAGGCUCGUCCAAUCCCAAUUUCGACUACAGCGAUCGACGAAGCCGCGUUUUGUCCAUUGGUGCGAUCGUAGGCAUCGUCAUUGGAGGCAUAUCUGCUCUCGCUGUCAUUAUCGGUGCAAUAAUAUUUGUCUUCUGGGACCGCCGUCGCAAACGCCGCAACGCAGCUGCUGCGCAGUACAAUCCAACCCAAAGCGGAUUCAACAACGGCACAGAUUCCACGUCGUAUAUGCCACAGGGCCCACCGCCGCCUAUGCAGCAGUAUGGGCAAUCGCCACCCGUGGUGCAGGAGUACUACGGACAGGACAAUAAAUCCUAUCCACAGGCGUCGCCACAGCCACAGUAUGCGCAACCAUAUCCGUCUCCAUCAGUAUCACCGCAUCCGCAAGCCGCAGUCCCAGUCCCAGCGCCAUAUCAUAGGGGUUCGGCCGUGCCCUCCGAGCAGGAUGGCCUGCGCCCACGUACAAUACUUGGGUCGGACGGGAAUAGUCCAGUCAGUGCAAUAGCACAUAGUCCAGUGAAUGGACCUCCAGUUGAACCUCCGUCGCCCAAUCAGCCACCUCCGCAAAGUCAGGUUCACGAGCUGGGCUGAGCGGGUGGUCAUGAAGCUAGAGUUGUAGCUGAAGCUUAAAAAAAUUUGCAUUUUAGCGGCGUACUUUCGAUGAUAGCUUUUCGUGGGUGGCAAGUUUAACAUAAAUUGUGUAACACCCUGACGCCGGCGGCGACCCGUUCAGAUUCCUACGAAUGUUAGAUCAUCUUCGCAAUGAUGCCUCUAGUAGAAGUGGAAUAUCUAACGGCGCUGUUCUGGUUGUUACCAAGGCUGCGUCUUACAAGUGGC